GAGCAGCCUGACGUCAGCUCGGAACAAUCAGAAAUUGACUCGGUUACAGCCGCUCGCCUGACAGCACAAAGGCAAAGGUCAUUCAGGAAAACGUAUUCCAGACAAGGAGAGCAUUGUAAACCUAUCAGGCCGCGAUUUUGCCUCUACUUAAGGGUGUAUGCGGUUUUCUUUGUACAAAGCAUUCCCCGGAACCUGUGGCUCUGCUCACAUCCGUGUAGGCUGACGGGAGCGAGGCGGCGGUGCGCGCUGCUGGAAGGUUUCCCGGAGCCGCGUGGAGCCUCCAGCUGCAGAUCCAGACUGGGCAUCUCAUAGCCUAGGGAUUUUCAUCUGUUUGAACUGUUCGGGAAUCCAUCGCAAUAUUCCACAAGUCAGCAAGGUGAAGUCGGUCCGUCUGGAUGACUGGGAUGAUGCUCAAGUGGAGUUUAUGGCCUCAAAUGGGAACAAUGUAGCAAAAGCAAAAUACGAAUCGAAAAUGCCACCGUUUUAUUACAAGCCAACAUUUCUUGACUGUCAACUGCUGCGGGAACAGUGGAUCAGAGCCAAAUACGAAAGGAAAGAAUUCAUUCACAGUGAGAAGCAGGAGCCUUAUUCUGCAGGGUACCGAGAAGGGUUCCUGUGGAAGCGGGGACGUGACAACGGGCAGUUCCUCAGCCGAAAGUUUGUGCUGUCGGAGAGGGAAGGAGCGCUGAAGUACUUCAACAAAAACGACGCAAAAGAACCCAAAGCAAUUAUGAAGAUUGAACAUUUAAAUGCAACUUUCCAGCCUGCAAAAAUCGGGAACCCACACGGACUGCAGAUCACUUACUUGAAGGACAAUAGCACAAGGAACAUCUUUGUCUAUCACGAAGAUGGCAAGGAAAUAGUGGAUUGGUUCAAUGCCAUUCGCGCAGCGCGUUUUCAUUACUUACAAGUGGCAUUCCCUGGAGCCAGCGAUGCUGAUCUGGUGCCAAAGCUCUCUAGAAACUACCUGAAGGAGGGGUACAUGGAGAAAACAGGGCCCAAGCAAACAGAGGGAUUCAAGAAGCGAUGGUUCACCAUGGAUGACCGAAGGCUCAUGUAUUUCAAAGAUCCCCUGGAUGCCUUUGCAAGAGGGGAAGUGUUCAUUGGGAGCAAGGAGAACAGCUACAAAGUCCUGGAAGGGCUCCCACCAUCCACGCAGGGAAAUCACUGGCAGCACGGCAUCACCAUCGUCACUCCGGACAGGAAAUUCCUCUUUGCCUGCGAGACGGAGGACGACCAGCUGGAGUGGAUUACCACCUUCCAGAAAGUUAUCAGCAGGCCCAUGCUGCCUCAGGAAUACGCAGUGGAAGCCCAUUUCAAACAUAAACCUUAGAUGGGACUGGCUGGGCAGACCUGAGGAAUGAGCUUCUGUUUACAACACAACAUGGUUUUAUUUGAAAUGUUAAAAAAUAAUAAUAAUAAUAACAAUAAUAAUGAUAAUACUUCCCUUUCCCCUCAUCAUUCACUUGAUCAUGUCGGAGGCCAAGAAAGGCAGCAGCGAAACACGGGAGAAGAUGCUGAUCCAACCCAGAACUCACGUCCGCGGCUCCCCCUGCUCCUGGUGCCCACAUGUCUCUGCAGGUGGGGCACUGUGCUGCUGGAGGGGUCCCCCCCCGCGUGGUGAAGAGUCUCGGGGACACAUCUCCUGGGGACGGGGCACUCCCUGGACAACGUGGUCUGUGGUGCGAAACCCUAACGGGUUCCUUGUGGAAAGUGACGGCUGUUCCGGGGGAUGGGAGGCUGCGCCCUGCCCACAACACUGCAGCAGCUGGCUGCUGGGGUUGGUGCUAAGCUGCUUUUCCUCCUCCACGGCUCCUUGCUGCCUCAGCUCACAGGGAUCUAGACCGAUCUAGGCCGAAGCCUCCUGAGCUCUGGCAACAGAGCUCCCCUGGCCCAGCCCCGCCGGGCUCAACCCAUGGCCCUGCUGCUCCGGGGACCCUGCCCUGCUCCCUGCCACAUGUUUCCAGGGGAGAGCGAGCCCCUGAGAUGCCGACACCUAAAAACUAGAAGAGAGAAAUGAUUGUCUUUAAAUGUAGGAAGCUGCAGCUGAACUGGUGGGGGAGUUUGGAGAUGACUGAAACGUGUGUCCUCACCCGCGUCCUCCACAGUCCCUAAAACUGAAAGGAGAAGCAGCACCAGAGCUCAGAGCAGCUUACAACAGCUCCUGGGAGGAAGCUCGUCCCCGUGUUACUUCCCAGGGACAGUGCUUCCUGGGCUGUGCCAUUGCCUGCUUCUCCCUUCCCAACAGGGGCUGGGGAGCGGUGCUGAUCCCGGCUGAGCCCUCUGUCCUCGGGGCACCCGCUCUCGUGGUGGCAUGCAGGUGGAUGGAGCCGUGCUGGGGCUGCUGGUGCCUGCGGGCUGUCUCGUGAUGCGUCCGUGUUGCCAAAUGGCCGAUCCUCCCGAUGUCAUAGAGGUAAAUGAUAAAUAAAUGACUGCAGUGUGGGUGAGCAUCA
Molecule: messenger RNA, 2453 nt
Organism: Numida meleagris (helmeted guineafowl)
Lineage: Eukaryota; Metazoa; Chordata; Aves; Galliformes; Numididae
Gene: ADAP1
Product: ArfGAP with dual PH domains 1
Exons: 11
Coding region: 425-1333 (302 amino acids)
Biological process (GO): positive regulation of GTPase activity
Cellular component (GO): intracellular membrane-bounded organelle; plasma membrane
Molecular function (GO): GTPase activator activity; phosphatidylinositol bisphosphate binding
Source: RefSeq, a predicted model, not a curated record